AGUGUGGCAUCGCCGAUGUUAUGCACACGCCGUAUUUUAGUCAACUCGUCUAUUCAAAAUGUCAGUCGGACGAAAAGCGCGCGCGAGUACGACGCAUGCGCGACAUUUCAAAAUUACUUUUUAAAAAUAACUCCAUUUCGGACGGAGGCGGUGCGUUGUCAGUCUAUUUAUAAUAAAAAAAAUAGUGCGUUUUGGAGUGCAGUGACCUCUUACGUAAAUCCAGUGUUUUUUGUGUCAAAAGUGUUUAGUAUUUUUUGUGAAACUGGGAAUCGUUUUGUUAUCUGUAGGUAAUUUUGUUGGUGUAAAGUGUAUGUGGAGCAAUGUUCUAGAGGUCUAGACUUUAUUAUGUUUAAAGUGUGCCCUGCAAGGAUGAUGAACGAGCAUCUUGUUGCCAACAUGACCUACUAUAAUGCCAAGUCGCCUUUCUUCCCCGGCGUGGAGGAGGCGAGCGUGGCGGCGGGGGCGGCCGCCGGGUCUCCGGCCGUGGCGGGCGAGCAGCCGCCAGAUGUGGUGUCGCGGCUCAGCGCUGCUGGGCUGUCUAUGUGCGUGAGCGCGCUGGGUUCCCCGGCGCGGUCUUCGCCAGUCUCCGCGGGUUCGGAGCACGGCGAGCGGUUCAGCAGGAAGGUAUUCGUCGGCGGCCUGCCCCCGGACAUUGACGAAGAUGAGAUAACGUCGUCGUUUCGGCGGUUCGGGCCGCUGGUGGUGGACUGGCCGCACAAAGCCGAGAGCAAGAGUUACUUCCCUCCCAAGGGAUACGCCUUCCUACUGUUCCAGGACGAGGGUUCAGUGGCAGCUCUGAUGGAGGCGUGUAUUACCGACGACGAUAAACUGUACCUUUGCGUGUCGUCUCCAACGAUCCGCGACAAGCCAGUGCAGAUUCGGCCGUGGCGGCUGGCGGACGCUGACUUCGUGCUCGACGCGAGCAUGCCGCUAGACCCGCGCAAGACUGUGUUCGUGGGCGGAGUGCCGCGCCCGCUCAAGGCUGUGGAGCUGGCGAUGAUAAUGGACCGGCUGUAUGGCGGCGUGUGCUACGCUGGCAUCGACACCGACCCUGAGCUCAAGUACCCUAAGGGCGCGGGCCGCGUGGCGUUCUCCAACCAGCAGUCGUACAUCGCGGCCAUCUCUGCGCGGUUCGUUCAGCUGCAGCACGGAGACAUCGACAAGAGGGUCGAGGUGAAGCCAUACGUGCUGGACGACCAGAUGUGCGACGAGUGCGCUGGCGCACGCUGCGGCUCGAAGUUCGCGCCCUUCUUCUGCGCCAACGUCACCUGUCUACAGUAUUACUGCGAACACUGUUGGGCGACGAUCCACUCUCGCCCGGGGCGCGAGUUCCACAAACCGCUCGUCAAGGAGGGUGCUGACCGCCCGCGCGCCGUGCCCUUCCGCUGGUGUUAGUGGUAUGACGGUCAACGGUCGCUGCUGGCAGUUGCUCGCAGUUGCUGGCAGUUGCUCGCAGUUGCUGGCAGUUGCUGGCAGUUGCUCGCAGUUGCUCGCAGUCGACGGUAACUGGCGGUAACCUACACUUUGUGACGCUACCAGUGGCUUGUCAUUGAUGAGUUUGUCUGCUAUUAAAUUGGCAAUUUGGAUUAUAAUGUAAGUAAUUAACACUAUUUUAGUAUACUGCUAAAUGUGUAAACUUCUGUCGUAUGUAAAAAAGUUGGUAUCUAUCAUCUCUUACAUUUGGUAGAAAUCAAGCUUUUCUACCAAAUGUAAUUGAAAAGGUCUCUAAAAUGGCAACACAGACGUUAGUUUAGUAGUUUCGACUUUUGAAAAGUGAAUAAGUAUUAACUGGUAGCUUUAUAAAAUGUGAGUGUCGUAGAUCAGUGAGGAUUAAUUACUUUAGAAAAAAACUCGAAUUAAAAUUUGUAGGGGACGAGAAGAAAAUAAACAAAAAUGGCUAUUAAUCCUUAUUGAUUUACCAAAAAAUAAGGUAGAAAUGGGUAGAAAAUGGUAGUCCAUUGGUUCCGUAGUGGUAGAGGGAUUGUGACGAGCAAUAACGGUAGGAUUAUUAGUAGGAAAAUUGUACCUGAAAACUACCAAAUCUACCAUUUCUACCAUACCGUCGCCACAACUAAGUAACGCCUAUCUCGCGCCACAGGAUCUAAGCACGAGUAUUCUAACAUGUUAACUCGGAUCUUCCUCCACUCGACGCGGCCUCAGCUGAGCGUUUUGGUAUUUUAAGUUGACAUUGACUUGAGGACUUUACUCACUGGAGUCGAGCAUAUCCAGUGACGGCGCAAAACUUAUGCAAAAAUAGCUUUAUUAUAUCUAACAUUGAGGCAGAAGUAAUGCAUAUAAUCCGGGUGCUUUCACGGCCAGAGUGAACAGGCAUCUUCUGGGCGAGCUCGCUCCAUGUUAGGCCUCGUCAAUGCCUUCGGGCAAGUCUAGGGCCUAGAGCAAACCCGUCAAAGGUAAAAAAUAGAGAACAAAUGAAAAAAAGUAGCCAGUGUCUUUAGUAUUAAAAUGUUUUUACAACGGGAACAUUCCCUUUCUGGGAAAAUUCCCGGGAACGGUACAUCACUGAGCGUAUCAUACUGCCAACAUUAUAAUUCGAAAAUCAUGCCUGUAUUAAACAUCACUGGAAUUAACUCGAGACAAGGUUGAGCUGGCGUCUAAGAACACAGAUUUUGAGCUGAGUGGUCGCUUCAAAUUACGGCGGAGUCGAGGAAGGCUCGAGCUAUUAGAAUUCGAGUGUACGAGUUGGACUAUAGUUGUAAGUUUGAAAAAGGUUUUUUAUAGUUCAACUCUGCCCGGAACACACGUCGGAACGGUACAGAUUAUAGUGAAACCUAGCCUAAAUAGAAUUCUUACACAGUUGUUAGUCAGUGGGCAACCAUAAGGCUAAAGACGCAUGUUUAUUUAGUGGUGUGCUCUAUAACUGUACAAUUCAAUAUGACGUGGGAUCAAAUAUCACAACAGUCGCUUUACUGGUCUAUGUAAGUAUGUAUUCGUUACAUGAGCCAUGUUUGGGUCUAUGACUCAAAUCAACACGUAUGUCAAAUAGCAAAAAUUUUAUGUCAAAUAGCAAUAUUGCUGUUCAAUAUGGCCAUUUUAGAGCCUCAGGCAGAUUUUAGAUCGUCAGUCGUGCGAUUUGAUUCCAUACCGUACCAUCAUAAAGUAUACAGUUAAAGAGAAACCACAAAAUAAUCAUGCUAUUUAGUGGCAUGUCUAAUUAGAGCACUGUUAAAGCAAAUGGUUACUUUGUUAGGGCACUGACUGUACCAGCGGUAACUAAACGAGAUUUGCUUUGUAUUUAGCUUUGGAAUUGAGGUUUUAGGACAGACACGACUAUACGUACUCGACGUGGAAAGAUCGAAACUUUAGAAAGCCUAUUUAAAGUGUCUGGAAAUCUCAACCGCAAGAGGUUCGAUAAAGACGAUAGAGAUGGACGGUUCUCCCAAUAGCUUGAGGAUCCUUUCAAAUAACUACACCUAGAAUUUUAUUUUCAAAGCUUUAUAUUAGUAAAAUCUAGUAAGUAGUUACCGUUGGUUUUUAGUCAUAGCAUAUUGGACUACAAUUUUACCAUUUUGCCCAUCACAGCUACUAGUUUAAUUCCUAUUUAGACGAGGUUUUUGCAGUAUGGCAACAUCUGGUUGUGUGACAUUUGACAGGUGUCAAAUUGUCUUGUAUCGCCUCAAACGGAUAUGACGCACCAGCCUCUUAGUCG
Molecule: messenger RNA, 3667 nt
Organism: Pectinophora gossypiella (pink bollworm)
Lineage: Eukaryota; Metazoa; Arthropoda; Insecta; Lepidoptera; Gelechiidae
Gene: orb2
Product: translational regulator orb2
Exons: 11
Coding region: 346-1395 (349 amino acids)
Biological process (GO): negative regulation of cytoplasmic translation
Cellular component (GO): cytoplasm; nucleus; synapse
Molecular function (GO): ribosome binding; translation factor activity, RNA binding; mRNA regulatory element binding translation repressor activity
Source: RefSeq, a predicted model, not a curated record